This is a messenger RNA of Diorhabda sublineata, 2495 nucleotides long. RefSeq names its product pleckstrin homology domain-containing family A member 8. Gene Ontology annotation, cellular component: cytosol; membrane; cytoplasm. Gene Ontology annotation, molecular function: ceramide 1-phosphate transfer activity; ceramide 1-phosphate binding. The record is from RefSeq and is a predicted model, not a curated record. Gene Ontology annotation, biological process: intermembrane lipid transfer; ceramide transport. NCBI's taxonomy places the organism in Eukaryota, Metazoa, Arthropoda, Insecta, Coleoptera, Chrysomelidae. Bases 1829 to 2464 code for a protein of 211 amino acids. The transcript has 2 exons.
AUUCAAGAUGGCGAGAGCCAGCUUGUCGUAGUAGAGGUCAACGGGAUUUUUAUUUUAUACUAUUUAUUAUAAUUUUAGGAUUUGAAUAAUUUCAAUAAAUUAAUUAUUGUGAAACAUAGACAGUGUAUGAAUAACACAAAAGUGAUGGUAUUCAAACAAUUGCUUUUGAAAAAUGACUAAAUAGCUGGAAAAUAUUUACCUGUCAAAAAUUUGUAAUUAGAUUUUUCUUGUUCUUUUUUGAAAAUAAGCAAUACAAUUUUAAAAACGUACAAAUUUAAUAAGAUAUAUACAAGAAGUUCAUAUCAGAAACAUGGAGGCUAUGCAAUAUGAAACAGCUCGAAAUAUGACCCUUUUAUUCUUUUUUGAACGACUAUUAGAUAAAGGAGAACCAAGAACUCUACACGACUUGAGCUGUCAAUUUGGUUCUAAAGGAUUUACCAAAGAAAUGCGACAAAUCGCUGGUGGAAGCCAAAGUGGCCUUAAAAAAUUUUUGAGCCAGUAUCCUUCUUUAUUUUGUAUGGAUAAUGACUAUGUUACUGUUAAUACUUUUCAACAUAGUAGCAGCAAAGACAGUCAAGGUAAGACUUAAUAUAUUUAUAAUUCAGAACUAGUUAUUUUGUAAUUUUCAUGCACAUUUUCAAUUUGUGCUGACAGUGGCAAUUACUGUCAAAAAGGCUUCUUGAUCUCUGGAAUUACAAAAAAAUUUUUCUUGUAUAGUGUAUUCCAUUCUAUUUUAGAAUAUUUCUUUGUUAGGAAACUCAUUUUCUUUGUACAUUACUUCUAUUUUCUGUUUUUACAUUAAUAUUCAACUGCAAGACUUGAUAACUCUACUUGAUCACUUUAAGUACACACAGACCCUUAUUAACUGUUCUCAACACUUCUUUGUUAACUAUUUUUGAUGUCCUAGGAAUUUCAAGCAUUCAGAUCAAUUAAGGUGGUCAUUAUAGAGAUAUGAUUUCAUUUUUCAUAGAAAUAGUUCUCCAUAUCUGGAUCCAGGUUGUAUGUUAUUAUAAAACCCAAAUACAAACCCCUCAAUGAUUUGGAGACACUUUAAACUGUCUGAAAAUUACUGUAUCAUCUGCUUACAUUAGAAUAAUAAAUUUCAAUCAUUUUUAUUCACAAACACAGAAGUUAUCUAAAUUGUAUCUAAAAAAAAGGUACAACUCACCAUUUGUACUAUAAUUAGAGUUUUUUGGGAAUCAGUUUGCCAUUGGGUAUAAUACGAGAGGUGAUAGUAUCCGGCUUUUCAAUUGGGGAAGGUUUAAUUAGUGGAAAGCCUGAGAUUGAUUUUUGUUUGUCUCUAUUAUUGCAUGAUUAGUCUCUGAUGUAUAUUAAAUAUUGUGUUCUGUUUUUUUUUAUUUUGGUAUGGAAUAUUUACAACUUCAAAUACUUCUUGCCUGAUUGAUGUCAUUUGUUAAAUGCAAUGUAUAGGCAUGCAGUAUUAUUUUUCACAAUAACAGUUUUUUUGUCAUUUAUCCUUAUUAUAAAUUUUGUUUGCGAUAUCAUCAAAAGAUCAGAUAAUUAUUUUGCUUCUUCAAUUUUUUAAAAUUAAUAUUCACUUGAAAUCUGUGAAGAACCAAAUAGUUGAAUAAUUGCAAUUGAAAGGUUCGUUGAAAAUAGAUUGACAACAGAAGUCAAAUAUGACAGUUUUUUGAUUUAAAAUCAAUAUACAAACAUAUUUUAUAUUACAGUCUAAUAUAAAAUACCAAAAUUAUAUUUGUUUCUACAUUGAAAAUAUCGAUAACCCCUAAGUUAUAUAUUAGUGCUAUAUUUUGAAUCCAAAAUAAAUAUUGCUCACAUUGAUCACAAAGCUAUAUCUGCUCUGAUCAUGUCCAAUAGCAGAGUUCAAAGCGAUGAUUCCACAUUGCUUGUAAAAUGUCGAUAUUUUCCAACAUCAAAUGAAAAAAUUGGCACAAAAGACUUUUUACAAGCUAGUUCCAAUGCUGUCAGCCUUAUGGAACGUUUUGGUAAAGUUUUCACACCUAUUACAAAUGACAUGAGAGAAAACAUCAUUAAAUUAACAAUGAAAUAUGAGGAAGACACACAUUCUAAUAAGUAUUUAGAUGAUAUGAUCAUUGGAGAACAGUCCAGUGGAAGAUCCUCUGCAACUGAAGCUUUGUUGUGGUUGAAAAGGUGUCUUCAUUUUCUCUCAAACUUAUUUCAUUUAAUAAUAGAAGAGAAUAAUAAUGGAUCUAUUUCAAAUGAUUUAGCACCUUUACUACAAAAAGCUUAUGCAGACACGUUAGAACCUUACCACGGUUGGCUUGGCACUCAAUUAUUCACUAUUUUGUUCCGAUACAUGCCUUUCAAGAAACAAGUGUUUUUUACACUGGCUUGUGACAAAUAUGACUGUGAUGAAUCUGUAUUAACAGAUAUGAAAAUAUAUAAUGAUUAUUUAUCAACUACAGUUCGAAGGUUAACACAAUUUUAUGUACAUAAUGGUUUGGAAUCACUAAAUGUUUAAUUUAUAUAAUUGUUAAUAAAUAAAUUUUGCA